Molecule: messenger RNA, 714 nt
Organism: Guillardia theta CCMP2712
Lineage: Eukaryota; Cryptophyceae; Pyrenomonadales; Geminigeraceae
Exons: 1
Cellular component (GO): membrane
Source: RefSeq, a predicted model, not a curated record
GGCUAUAUUUAUGGCUUCUGGUUUGGUUUGAUUGUCCAAACAAUUGCAAUAUUUACAUCUUCAGCAUUGAUUUACUAUAUUGGGAGGAUUGGCUUCAAGAGCAGAGUUGAUCAGUACAUGCAGAAGUACAUCAUAUGGAAGGCGAUGAUGGCUGGGAUUGAGAAGAGUACGUAUGAAGCGGCCAAGAUCAACAUACUGCUGUGCUUCGUUCCAAUGCCUUACGGAGUGCAUGCGUUUCUUUUCGCGCUAUCGACCUGCCCCUUUGUGCCCUUCGUGAUCAGCUUUGAGAUCGGAAUGAUUGGGCACACGACGCUGAACCUGGCGAUUGGGGACGCCCUGGCACAAGCAACUUCCGAGGGAACGGAUCUGUACACCUUGAUCGGAGCAAUCUGUGGGGUGACGGCAAUGAUCUUUACGAUCUGGUACGGCGGUGUGCUUACACAGAAGAUGAUGGAUACUUACAUCCAAGAGGGAGGAGAAGCUGACGGCACGCUUCUUCACAAUGCUUCUAUGCACGGUUCAGCCACCGAGGUUCAAGUUGUAAACAGCAGCUCGGAAGGAUCUUCAACAUGUCAUGAGAACACUUCCUCGGACAGUAGCAUUGACUUGGAGCAGAACAUCUUAAUUGCUGAAGUUGUGGAGGAGGGAGACAUGGAAGGGGGGGACGGGAAGGCAGAUGAGGAGGACGAGAAGAAGGGAUUAACAGAAGGUUGA